Molecule: messenger RNA, 1494 nt
Organism: Gadus macrocephalus (Pacific cod)
Lineage: Eukaryota; Metazoa; Chordata; Actinopteri; Gadiformes; Gadidae
Product: ras-related protein Rab-37-like
Exons: 9
Coding region: 1-726 (241 amino acids)
Cellular component (GO): Golgi apparatus; endosome
Molecular function (GO): GTP binding; GTPase activity
Source: RefSeq, a predicted model, not a curated record
AUGGAGAGGAUGGAAUCCAUGGAGCCCAUCUCGGCGCUCUACACGACGGAUUACCCCGAGAUCCACCCGGAGGAGAGCUGUCGCUCCGCCGGCAGCCCGCUGGGCUCUCCGUCCGCGCCGUCCUACAACGAGGAUCUGAUGCACAAGACCAUCCUGGUGGGGGACAGUGGCGUGGGGAAGACGUCCCUGCUGGUCCAGUUCGAUCAGGGGAAGUUCAUCCCUGGGUCCUUCUCCGCCACCGUGGGCAUCGGCUUCACGAAUAAAGAGGUGACUGUAGACAACGUGAAGGUGAAACUACAGAUCUGGGACACUGCAGGACAGGAGCGGUUCCGGAGUGUAACUCACGCGUACUACCGUGACGCCCAGGCCCUCCUCCUACUCUAUGACAUCACCAGCAAGACAUCCUUCGACAACAUCAGGGCCUGGUUAACAGAGAUCCAUGAGUAUGCACAGAGGGACAUAGUCAUCAUGUUGCUGGGCAACAAGGCUGACAUGGCCGGUGAAAGGGCGAUCAGGAGGGUGGAGGGAGAAAACCUUGCCAGGGAGUACUGUGUUCCCUUCAUGGAGACUAGUGCAAAGACUGGAGUGAAUGUGGAGAUGGCUUUCAUUUCAGUGGCCAAGGAACUGAAACGCAGAUCGGUACGGCGCCCGGACGAGCUAACCUUCCAGAUCCACCAGUACGUCGAGGCAGAGGAGCCGAAGCUUACCUGCUGCAGCUACUUCUAGCUUCUAAACCGCUAUAGGACACCAGACCCCCCUUCAGAUACUUCUAGCUGCUAAACAGUUAGGCACCAACCCCCUUCAGAUACUUCUAGCUGCUAAACCUCUAGGCCCCGGCCCCCCCUCAGAUACUUCUAGCUGCUAAACCGCUAGGCACCAGACCCUCCUUCAGAUACUUCUAAAAGCUAAACCUCCAGGCUCCAUCUCCAUCUCACCCACUUUGAACAACUAAACCUAUAGGCUCGACCUUUCUCUCAUCUGCUUUUAACAGCUAACCCUCUGGCCUCCACCUCCGUUUUAGCUACCUUUAACAGCUAAACCUCUGGCCUACAGCUCCAUCUCAGCUACCUUUAACAGCUAAACCUCUGGCCUACAGCUCCAUCUCAGCUACCUUUAAUAGCUUAACCUCUUGUCUCCAGCACCAGCUCUCGUUCACUCCUGGGAACGUCCUUCAAUGGCUCACCAAACAAGGCACCGCUCAUCUGGACAAGGUCAGGGGGUUAGAAAUUGACAGGGCGGGGCGGGGGGGGGGAAACGUACCAGAACCAUAUUUGAAGUGAAGGAGCAAUGGCAAACAGACCGUACACCUCUCCUAAAUCAGACAACAGGUUUGAGUGACUUUUUAAUUCUCCACUCUUUCAAAAAUGGAGGAUGUGCUGUUUCCCGAAGACAGCCCCAGGAUUGACAAGUGCACCUUCUCAUGCUGAGUGCAGACGGACUCACACAGCGAUCGUACACUCGGGCCUCUGAUCAAGAGCCAGGCUCACGGACACA